Messenger RNA from Chara braunii, 2362 nucleotides. Lineage: Eukaryota; Viridiplantae; Streptophyta; Charophyceae; Charales; Characeae. The record is from the annotation of a GenBank genome assembly.
GCGGCUGAGAAUAAAAACAGCUCACAGCAGCACCAACCUCUGUGCUGGUGGAGAGAGCAGCAGUAUCAAGCCCUCCACCCACCACUGCCCUGCCGGAGGAGUCGUUCAGGUGCAAGCUGAUGCUGCAUGUCGAUGACAUACCUCGUGGGCUUUGAGAUGAGCAGGAAGGUAAAGAAGAAGAAGAAGAAGAAGAAGAAGAAGAAGAAGAAGAAGAAGAAGAAGAAGAAGAAGAAGAAGAAGAAGAAGAAGAAGAAGAAGAAGAAGAUCUGGAAUAGAAGCUGUAAGAAGUAAAGAAAGAAGAGGAUGAAGAAGCCGGUGAAGAGACGAUGAACGACUUAGAAGCAGCGGUCGACACGGGUGUGGAGGUUGAAGUGGAGGGGCCUGAGGGAGCGGUCCGAACUAGAGAAGGGAACAAUGCCAAGGACAAUACGCCUGAAGAAGACGUGGGUAAGGAAGAAGUCGAAGAACAAGUCAACGCGCAACUUGAAGCAGACGGUGGGGAGGGGGAAGGGGCCAAGGUAGUGCUGCGAGAGGAGAACGGGAACAACAAGGACAACAUGCCUGAAGAAGCCAGGGAUAAAGAGGAAAUCGGAGGACUGGCUGACGAAGAACUGCAAGGAGAAGUGGAAGCAGCAGCUGAAGCAAUGGCAGGAGCGGGAUUGGAUGACGAGAAGGCCGGGGUAGAGCUCUGGACAAGGGAGGCGACGGGGAACAACAUGGAGAACAUCCCUGAGGAAGAUGUGGAAACGAAGGAUGUCGAGGGACUCGAUGACAAAGGACUGGAACCGGCCGCAGAAGUCAAACGGGAAGCCAUAGACGGACCUGACAAGGAGGAGGAGGAGGAGGAGGAGGAGGAGGAGGAGGAGGAGGAGGAGGAGGAGGUGAAAGGGGAAGAAAUCACAAAGGAAGUCAAAGCCGGAGAGGAAGAAGAAGAAGGGGAAGGUAAAGAGGAGGAAGCUGGAGCUGACGUUGAGUACGAAGUUAAACGCAAAGCCAUAGAUGGACCUGACAAGGAGGACGAUGGAGAGGAGGAGGAGGAGGAGGAGGACGUGAAAGGGGAAGAAAUCACAGGGGAAGUCAAAGCUGGAGAGGAAGAAGAAGAAGUGGAAGGUAAAGAGGAAGAAGCUGGAGCUGACGUUGACCGAAAACUCAAAGCAGAAGUCAAACGGGAAGCGAAAUAUGAAGUUGUCGAUGUGGAUGUCGAGGUGGAAGGACUCAAAGUCAAAGCCGAGGAAGCCAUAGCGGAAGUUGCUGACGAAGUUGAGCAGGGAGUCAAAGUCAAACCAGACGUUGACAAAGAGGCCAAAGGAGAAGUGGAGACAUUUGGACACGCGGAAGUCAAGGAAGAGGAGGGACUUGGAGAGAAACUCAAAGCAGAAGUCAAGCGAGAAGUCAACGAGGAAGUCAACGUGGAAGUCAAAGUGGGUGAGGACAAAUUUGGACACGUGGAAGUCGUAGAGGAAGUUGAUGAUGCAGUCGAACUGGAACUCGAAGAAGAAGUCAAAGGUGGCAAAUUCCCACACGAGGAAAUAGAGGAAGAGGAGGUCGAUGAGGAGAAAGUCAGAGCAGAAGCCAAGCGAGAAGUCAACGUGGAAGUCAAAGUGGAGGCCAGCACCAGAGGCACUGUUGAUGGGCAUGGUACAGGCAAUGAAGACAAUAAGGUCGAGGAAUUCAACGCGGUCGGGAGUUGGGAUGCUGGGGACAACGCAUACGACGAGGGCGACCGGAAAGGCGACGAAGACGGAGAUCGAAGGGACCACAAAGUUGGAGAGGAUGACAAGGACGGAGGAGAUGCGCACAAAGGACGAAAGGACAACGAAGACACGGGUGAAGACAAGUGUGACGGGGAGCCGGAAAGUGGAACCGAUGACACUGAACAGGAAGACGCCAACGAUAUCGAUCCAAGCACUGACAGCGGUGACGGCAACGACACCGGCGACUCCAACUCCGCCGUUAGCAAUGACGAUCCCGCCGACGACGACGGUGAGGAGUGGAAAGAGGAAGUGGUAGAGAGGGAGGUACAGGAUGUAGGGCAGGAGGAAGACGAAGUGUACGGGGAGGAUAAGGACGAAAACGACGAGGAUGCAAAGAAGGAGGAUGCAGAGGACGAAGAGGAGGAGGACGGGGAGGAGGACGUUCCUGUCACCUGUCCGGGGAUACGUCCACGUGUCUCUGGCCAAGCUGUUACCACGACCCUCGGCGAAGGCUCCGCAGAAGGUCCAAAAAUAGGAGGGACAGUGGGAGAAUGAGCAGACGAAGGGAUUGGACAAGAGGCAAGCGACAUAGGGGUGGAGGGGAGUGGAGUGUGGAAAGAUAAGGAAGACAAGGAGGAUGAGGACAAGGGGCUUAGCGAUUCCAAAGC